Belonocnema kinseyi is the source of this 987-nucleotide messenger RNA. RefSeq names its product succinate dehydrogenase assembly factor 2, mitochondrial-like. Gene Ontology annotation, cellular component: mitochondrion. The transcript is spliced from 3 exons. Gene Ontology annotation, biological process: mitochondrial respiratory chain complex II assembly; mitochondrial electron transport, succinate to ubiquinone; tricarboxylic acid cycle. Lineage: Eukaryota; Metazoa; Arthropoda; Insecta; Hymenoptera; Cynipidae. The coding region runs from base 137 to 589 and encodes 150 amino acids. The record is from RefSeq and is a predicted model, not a curated record.
UUUGACACAUGCGGAUAAGCGAGCACAAGCAAGCAUAUAAGCGAGUGAGCAACGCAAUAAAAUCUCUCAAAAAACUGACAAUCAUCAGAAAAUAACUUAUUUUCGGGAUCAGUUUCCUCAGAAACGUCGAGUGAAAAUGAAUUCUAUUUAUAAAUGUAGCACUCUCCUGGUUGGACCAGUAGCAAGAAGAGGUAUUUUCACAACAAACAUUAAUCACAGAGGAGAUAUUGACCCUAUUUUUCAUCCCGAAGGUCGCGAACCUUUUAUUCCUCCAUACGUGGAAAGAGUGGGCGAAAAUAUGACAUUGAAAAAGGCUCGCUUGGUUUACCAAUCCCGGAAGCGAGGAAUGUUGGAAAACGGUCUUCUGCUUAGCACCUUUGCCAAAAAAUAUUUGGAUAGCUUCGACGAAUCUCAACUCAAAUUGUACGAUCGUUUGAUAAAUUUGCCUUCCAACGAUUGGGACAUUUUUCACUGGGCAACGAAUGUUAAACCAACGCCCUCGGAGUUCGACAAUGAAAUUAUGGACCUACUGAAAAAACACAUUGAAAACGAAGAUCGACAUGCGAGAAUAAUGCAGCCCGAUUUGUAAAUACAAAACGUAUAGUUUAUCCCCUGGAUAAUAAUAUUUCCUAAUUAAAUUAUUCAUUUUUUUUUAGUAAUUAAAGUAAACGAAUCCUCUUAAUUUUGUUUAAGAAAAUUCAACAUUGACGGAUAAAAGUGGAAUGAGUCUAUUUUAAAAAAUAAGUUGUACCAUUUUACUGGAAAAGUACAAGUAUUUAUUUUAAUCAAAAAUCAUGGGCAAUUUUCUUCCUAACGUAUAAGCGUUUUGUUCAAAUAAUGCAGGAGACAAAUAUUAUUCUAAGUAAAGUAAACAACAACUGCUUUCAUCAUUCGGACGCUAGCGAAACACAAUUACCCGUAAAAAGUGAUAUAUAAACAACUUAAAACUUAUGUUAAUCGACAUUUUAAUAAAUACCUAUGCUCUAA